Siniperca chuatsi (mandarin fish) is the source of this 4766-nucleotide messenger RNA. It is a transcript of the gene paqr6, whose product is annotated as progestin and adipoQ receptor family member VI. Gene Ontology annotation, molecular function: signaling receptor activity. The transcript has 8 exons. Gene Ontology annotation, cellular component: membrane. The coding region runs from base 26 to 1504 and encodes 492 amino acids. The record is from RefSeq and is a predicted model, not a curated record. Lineage: Eukaryota; Metazoa; Chordata; Actinopteri; Centrarchiformes; Sinipercidae.
GCGCGCGCACGGCCGAUGGACACACAUGGCUAGUGUUGUUGUUGCUCCGGUGAUCCACGUGAGCACCGAGCAGCGCUUCCUACUGGCUCGCUCGCGGGACGAGAGAGAAAGAGGCUGUAGCGUGUACUCCCGACACAAUUACAAAACCGAGAGACUGGAAAGAGAAGGCACCCAGCCCAGGUUGUCACAUGCUAAGCUGUUAGUGGUUUUAACGGAGACAGACGGGGAGGAAUCCUUCAGCCUCCGCAUGCCCGAGGGUCGCGUGUUUCCAGUGUGGCGGGGGAUUGGGGCCAGUAGUGGUGCUGGAGGCGGGUGGAGCCAGGGCUGGGGACGCUGCUUGCGAUGGGAGCCAGACAGUCCAGGACAAAGGGCCCGGAUCCCGGUAUUUGAUUACCCUGUCUGGUUAGUCCUCUGUCGUGGGGGACGUGCCAGGCUCAGGGAGGUUUGUCAGCGAGGGAGGGAUGCCAUCAGACUGCCCACAGACAUGCUCAGCAUCAAGCUUCCCCAGCUCUUUGACAUCCACCAGGUCCCCAAGGUGUUCAGGGAAGAUAGCAUCAUCUCUGGAUACCGUCACCCGCGGAGCUCAGCGCUGGACUGCGUCCUCAGCAGCUUCCAGAUGAACAACGAGACGAUCAACAUCUGGACCCACUUCCUGCCAACAUGGUACUUCCUGUGGCGUUUCUGCGUCCUCUGCUCCACUCUGAACUUCCUGACCGACAGCUACACCUGGCCCCUGCUGGUGUACAUGCUGCUGAUCUGCAUUUACCCCUUCACCUCCAGCUGUGCACACACCUUCAGCACCAUGUCCCCAGAGUCCCGCCACAUCUGCUACUUCUUUGACUACGGAGCGCUCAGCCUCUACAGUCUGGGUUGUGCUAUAAGCUAUGGGUACUAUGUCAUACCAGACAGCUGGGUAAACAGCUGGCUCCAUCAACAUUUUGUCCCCAUUGCCAUUGGAAACACACUGUUCUGUACCAGUCUGUCCUGCUAUUCCAGGUUCCUGGAGCUGCAGUUCCCACAGAAAAGUAAAGCUCUAAGGACAGGAGCGUUUGUCCUUCCAUUUAUAUUUGACACUGUUCCUCUGUUUUACAGGAUCCUUCUCUGCUGCGGGGGAAGCUGCAGCCCAAGCGACGCCUUGUCCAGUCACUGUUACCACCUCCUCUUUGCCUUCCUUACCUGUUUCCUGUUUACCGCCCACCUCCCGGAGAGGUUGGCCCCAGGGCGCUUCGACUACUUUGGCCACAGCCACCAGCUCUUCCACAUCAGCGCUGUGGUGGGGACCCACUUCCAGAUGGAGGGCGUGAUAGCAGACAUGAUGUCACGGAGGGCGUGGCUCGUGGCCCACGGAGCAACGCCUUCCUUCCUGUGGACCAUCGGGGGGCUGGCUGUCAGCCUCGUCCUCAACCUGGGCAUCAUCGCCAUUUUCAGCACCCCGCUGCUGUGGAAACCCUGCCACAGCUCUAACCAGCCGCACACAUCAAUGUGCGACCGCAAGGAGCAGUGACGGCGUAUUUUCCACCAACAGCCACAAAAUGGCUGAUUCACUUUCCAAAGGAAAGGUUUGGGCUGUUUGUCUGUCUCAGCAGUGUGUGUUUGAGAUAACUAUUAACAGUUCACAGUAGUGCUUGUUUAACACCAUUGGUUUUAUCAUUCAGAGAUAAAGAUUUUGAUACAUGUUCAGUGCUAAAGCAUUUUUUUAACAGCGUUAUACCCCUGAAGUAUUUGUUCAUGUGUUUACUCAGAAGCUGAGGACCCAGUCACAUUUAUUGAAGCCUUUUUCUGAUGUAACUUUAAGCUCAUAUGUGAGAGGCUGAAAACAUGUCUACUGUGUACAAAUAUCUGUUUAAUUUAUUUUUAAUGUUCAUCAAUGUGCAUUUAGAAAGGCUCUGGGUUAAAGGAAGCAUGCUGUAGUAACACAAGUGCCUUAUCGUAGACCUACACUUCAUUUACAAUGUUUACAGUAGAUCACUACAAGGACAAGUUUAAAUCUCAAACUGGAAAUAUCUAAUGUCGCAGUUUGCAGGGAUUAUAUUUUGAAUUAAUGAUGCUUCUUUUUGCAUGUACUAGGCCAGAAUCUCCUUUACUUUAAGGAUUUAUUGAAAAUAUUACUUGUAACUGGAUUACUUGGUUGGUGUGGUUGUUCUGUGUAUAAAGCAGUCUUCAGGGUAGACAACCCUCAUAACCCUCAUUCAACUCUACAUAAUAUAAUGCAGAUUGGCUUGCCAGCUCUUAUACAUCCACCUAUUGAUUCCACUCUGCACGGACUGGAAUUGAUUUGCAGGCCAGUGUGCUUCUUUUUCUGAUUGCCUGCCUUAUUAUGAACCCCACGAUCUGCCCUCAACAUGAAGAAAAAAAAAGUUACAGUGCAGUGGUGAUUAUUAAGACAGGUACCAUUUUUAUAACAGUACGUUUCCAUGGCAACGCUAUGCUGGCCUCAUGCCCCCUGAAGGUUUUCAACAAUUUUUAUGUUCUGAGUAAAUGGCACCAUUUUCUCUUGUUCUUCCAUCCUGUAUCAUAAAAUCUAUUCUGAACAUUUAUCAUGUAGAAUAACACUCUCAUAAUCACAACCCAAAAAUUAAAAAAAAAUAAUAAUAAUAAUCAGUGGUUGUAAUUCAACUUUAUGCAUUUGCAUAUUUAUGUGUGGUAUUUUGGUGCAUGCUCAGUAUAACAAACACUCCUUAUAUACUGUGGUUUCUCUUUUUAUCCCAUGAGACUGUUGUAUACAUUCACCACUAAAUGUGUCUUAUAUAUUUAUAGAAUUGUAUUAUAUUUAUUGCUUGUUUUAGCAUAAACAGGAAUGACAAUGAGUACUAUAGAUGAGGUAACUAGAAUUCUUAAUAAAUUAACUGAAAUAAUGAUCCUUUUAAGUAAUUUGUGACUGUUAUUGAGCUUUCUUUUUCUUAAAACAAAAAGUGAAAAAAGUGCAGAGAGAUUAUUUCACUAGGUUUCGAACACUAGUCAACCUGUUUCAAGAGUUUCCUAAAAAUACCUGUCUCUAUUGGAGCUGAAAUGAUUGGUUUAUUAAUCAAUUAGUCAAGUGACAGAACUAUUUUUAGAAUCGAUUAAUCAUUUGAAUCACUUUUCAGGCAAAUGUGCCAAACAUUUUUUUUUUUUAGAUUUUAUGGGCAAAACAAUCGAUUUAAUUGAGAUUUUUAUUUUAAUCUAUAAAUUACAGAUUCAAAAAAAUCUGAAAAACUGGUUCAAAUGAUCUGAUUAUUUCACUUGUUUUAAGAAAAUAAAACUUUAGGGACUUAAUAAUGGACAGAAAUGACUUGAUGAUAAGAUGCAUAAAUUAGAUAAUUCAUUAAUAUUAUUGUCAUAGCAGUAUUGUGUGUAUGUAUGUAUAUAUGUGUGUAUAUUUUUAUAUAUAUAUAUAUAUAUAUAUAUAUAUAAAAUAUACACACACACACACACUAUGGUUCAGAGACAAAAAAGUAUUGUUUAAUAGGUUUCAAUGGGAGACAGGGUGCCACACAUUACUAAACAUCUCUGUUGCAGCACUAACAUACUGUAGGUACAGAUUUCAACAAUCCUUAUUUUACUUGACAAACAUGCGGAAGGCUGAUCUGUAUAAAACAAGUUUUAAAGCAUGUAGGGCACAACUUUACACUUAAUUCCACCAGUAACACCAGUAGUUCGUUCACAUAACCCACAGGAAACACGCGGCUAAUACACACGCACACAAACGUCUGUUAACUGUGUUGGUAGAGAGUUUAAUAAGAGGGGAAAAUGUAUGUGAUAAUAUGGGAAUGAGGUGUGUUGAGGUCCAUGCUGGAUACUGAAGUAGAAAUGUCAGACGCAGAGUGAAUGUGUAGAAUUAUAAAAGAGCACACACACACACACACAUGCACACACACUUUUGUAUUAGAACUGGGGAGUUGUUUAAGAUGUUUUCAAGGUUAGUGCGCAGAGUAUAAAGUCACAUCGCCCUUUAUGUCGCACACAAAACAGAGCAGCAUUUGCCCUCAAUAAUGUUUCCACCAACUCUGUUUCUGUUUAAUCUCUACCCCUGUCGAGCCUUCAUCGAUUUUUAUUUUCUCUACAGUUAUCAUCUUACAGCAUUCCUCGGUUUGACCCUGUUGAUUCUUGGAAUUGCAUCAUUACUGGCUUCUGAUGUGGUUCUUUGCUAUUCUCACCUCACUCAUUCUCAGCCGUUCGGUGCCUGUAAUGUGUUAAGCAGAAUGACAGUUAUAAAGCUGAUAGAUGGUGAGUGUUGAGGCUUCCACAUCAGAUAGAUCGAUGCUGAUAUUGCUUUUCUAAAUUGCAUUUUUACAUUUAUGUUGACCAAAUUAUCAAUUCCGAGUCCAGAAACUCUCCAGACCUUGUUACCUUGAAAGCUAUUUGUUGUGUAAACAUAGUUGGUUUACUCCUCAGUGGACAACCUGAUGCAGGUUGUAAUUAUCAGAAAAAAUUGGCACUUUUCUUGUAACGACUUAAAAAGAAAAUACAACAUACUGAAGGAUGUUUGAUAACGUGAAAUAGAGAGCAAAGACGAGUGCGGGAUGAACCAUUUGAUACAACAAUAAUAUUUCUGUCAAAAAAGGUUUUGAAACACAGGGUUUGAAAGAGUUAUUGAUGCCUUUUUAAAAAAAUGUUUUAUACAACCUUUCUUUUGAUUAUAAUGCUCUGUUUGUUCCUUGUCCGUUGACAACAAACUACUCUUAAAAUGUAUAAAUACUUAUUUGUUUUUUGCUGUGAAUAAUUUGGAAUUUGCUACUUUGUUCUACUAGACUUGUGUAAUAAAUGUGAGCCUUUUAUAAAUGGAA